Messenger RNA from Blepharisma stoltei, 744 nucleotides. NCBI's taxonomy places the organism in Eukaryota, Ciliophora, Heterotrichea, Heterotrichida, Blepharismidae. The record is from the annotation of a GenBank genome assembly.
AUGGAUGAAUCAAUUAGCAUCGACAGCACAAUUGAAGGCGACCCUGACUAUAUUAUUAUCAAAAUUUCUGAUCUGAAUCCUCUCCACUGCAAUAAGCAACGUCUUAUUGAUUCAAGCGACUACUUUGAAGCUUUAGUUCGCAAUGGUGGGUUCAAAGAAGGGAUUCUUGGCUGUGUGAAUUUCUCAUUAUCAGAAUGGCGUGAAGAAUACUACACUUUCUUCUCCUGGCUUUCCUCAGGAAUCGAUCUCCUUAAAGUCCUGAAUACUCGCUGUUUACUAUUUUUUAUUAUUUUUGGGAAUUAUUUUCAAUUGAAACCUAAAUAUUUCAAAAUUUUGGAUCAAUAUGCAGGGAAUAUUAAUAUUUUAGAUCAAAAUGUGCAGACUUAUCUGAUGAUUUAUUGGUCGUAUAGGUAUAUACCUUUUACUACAAUGACCACAAUGGUUUUAAGCAACCAAUCUUCUCAAGGAAAUCAACAAUUGGUGAAGCUGGUUCUGGCGUGGCUUGAUGAAAAAUCGUUUGAAGACAGAAGAGCAUUGGAGUCUUCAGAGCAGUUUCACCAAGUCAGAGCAUUUUUAAAAACAAUCAGCUCAUGGAUUCCUACAAAUGUGGCAGAACUUAUGGGGAUUAUAUCAGAUUAUCCUUACGCUGCCCAAGUUUUUGACAUAAUUUCUCUAUUCUCUACUAUGAAAGCAGUUUGUUUCUGUACAAGAUUCACCCCGACUGUAGUGUUUAAAUAUGCUUAA